UUUCAGGAUUUUUUAUGCAUUUUGAGCAAAGUAUCACGAGGAAGUGUGGAAGAAAAACUUCAAUGGGUUUUUGGCCUAUAUGAUCUGAAUGGGGAUGGAUUGAUCACCAAAAAGGAGAUGCUUGAGGUGGUAUGUUCCAUCUAUGACAUGCUUGGCCGAUCCACCCAGCCUGUGGUGGAAGAGCACUCUGCCAAAGAACAUGUUGAAAAAAUUUUUCAUCUAAUUGAUACAAACAAAGAUGGUGUUGUAACAAUAGAUGAACUGGUGGAAUGGUGUUCAAAGAAUGAACAGAUCCUCCAAUCCCUCGAGACUUUAGACACAGUCCUGUGAUGGAGCUACGUCAAAUUGGCCUGACGACUAGGCACACUGUGUCACUUCAGUGAUUUGCAAGUCUAGGUGUUCUGGGUGAAUUUUUUUCACUUCUCGGGCAACCUUGCCAUUAAGUCGUAGAUGAUUCCUUAAAUUUGG
Molecule: messenger RNA, 468 nt
Organism: Nezara viridula (southern green stink bug)
Lineage: Eukaryota; Metazoa; Arthropoda; Insecta; Hemiptera; Pentatomidae
Source: the annotation of a GenBank genome assembly